UUGUGAACUUGCCUCUCACUUUCCCCUCAGCUUCCUCCUCCAUUCCUCUCUGCUGUGCCGGUGCGACAGCGAUCGAAGUUAGCCAACACGGCGUGCGGCGGCGGCGGUUUUCCUGACCGUCUUCGGACUACCGGAAGCAGCACCACCGCAUUUGGCUUGCGUCGAUCUAGCCACAGCCGGAACCCAAAGGUGUCUACAUCAUCCUAGUAAAAUCCAGUCAAUCGCAAUCGCAGUCCCUCUUGCCCUUCCAUCCAUCUCGAGUCGCCAAUCAGUUGCCUGGAUCUACAAUCUACAUACUGGUGACUGUGAGUAGAUCCGGCUUUGCAAGCUAUCUUUCAGUCGAUUGAUCUGCAAAUGAAGAUGGCCGACAGCUGAAAGGGAUAGCAGCUUUUCUUUAUCAUGGGCAUCUGAGACCGAUAGGAGUGAUCUUGGAAAUCACCGUUCACUGUACCUCGAGUUCUACCUCCACGACCAAAGAAAUUGAUAUCCAGACUCCAAUCUCUAUGAGCAUAUCCCGGGCCAUUGGGGUCAUUACUGGCCUCAAUGAAUGUGUCAAUUUGUUUCAGUGGGCUGGAUCUUCUAUUUCGUGUCUGCGCUCCCGGUGGUCUGCAACACAGGAGGAAAGUAUCCAUCAUGAAGUAUUGCACUUGCAGAGUGGCUUACAACGUCUUAGGGAUACUCUUCCUGCAAUGUAGUCUUAUUGACAAAGCAGAGUGGAGGAUCCACGAAGGCCGUGUCGCUGAGCUCCUUCCCAACCUCAAAGAUGCAGUGAAUGAUGCUGAUGAUCUUCUUGAUGAGUUCAGAUGGUAUGAGCUAAAGAUGGAGGUGGAGGGCAAUGCAAGUCAUUCUGCUUUUAUUGACUUCUACAAGACUACCGUACAAGGCAGCUUCAACAAAGUGAAUGAUAUCCAAGAGAGGUUGAAUAGUAUUUCUGGUCAGCUAGAGAAAAUGGGGCUGUAUGGAGUGACACCAGGGUUCGACAAAUCAGUCAGGCCAGACACUACCCCUUUCCCGAAUGAAAAAAAAAUAUUUGGUCGUGACAAAGAUCAGAAGGAGGUGAUGGGAUUUCUCGGUGUACCUCAAAGUAAAGGAAGGGCCUGUUCAAAACGCAAGAGAGCAAGUAGCGCAGUCAAUGCGUCAACAAGCACAACAGCACAGAACCAAGUUAAUAAAUCAAGAAUAUCAGCUAUUCCUGUUUUGCCAAUAGUUGGAAUGGGCGGCGUUGGAAAGACCACUUUGGCUCAACAUAUAUGCAAUCAUCAACAGGUGAAAGAUUACUUUGAGUUAAUAAUCUGGAUCUGUGCAGAUGACUUUGAUGUAAAGAGAUUAAUUAAAGAUGCCAUACAAUGCGCUUCCGGGAAACAGACAACAGUUGAUAAUUUAGCUUCUCUUCAACGUGCUCUUUCUGAAUGUGUGAGCAGUAGAAGGUUCUUGAUUGUUGUUGAUGACGUGUGGGAUGAUGCCUUGAAGGAAAAUGAGCAGCGGUGGAAAGGCUUUUAUGAUUCUUUAACAAACGUAGUACAGGGAAGUAUGAUGUUGGUCACAACAAGAUUUCCAGAUGUUGCUGAUAGAGUGCGCACAAUGGAGCCCUUUCCAUUAGCUGGUUUGAAGGAGGAUGUGUUUUGGGAUUUCUUCAAACUUUGUGCAUUUGGGUCUGAGAGUUCCGAGAAUGAUCCUGAGUUAGAGAGGAUUGCAAAAAGCAUAGUUCCAAAGUUGAAGGGUUCUCCUUUGGCCGCUAAAACUCUUGGACGCCUAUUAGGAAUGAACCUUCACACGGCACAUUGGAAUAAUAUACUAGAGAGUGAACUCUGGAAGUUGAAACAAGAGAAGACUGAUAUUUUACCAGCCCUUCGAUUGAGCUACAUAUAUUUGCCAUUUCACUUGAAGAGAUGCUUCUCAUUCUGUGCUGUGUACGCCAAAGAUCACAAAUUUGAAAAGGGCCGUUUAGCUGAAAUUUGGGUGGCAGAAGGCUUUGUGGAACCUCAAGGCAACACUCCCCUUGAAUAUAUUGGCCUUCAGUACUUUGAGGACCUUGUAAAUAGGUCCUUCUUUCAAAAAGUUCGUGGUGCAUAUGUAAUCCAUGACUUGCUCCAUGACAUGGCAAAACUAGUUUCAGAUCAUGACUGCUUCACCAUAAAAAAUAUGAGGGACUUCCAAAUGGUUCCCCAGAAUGUUCGUCAUCUGUACAUACUCCCAAGCAUAGACUUGAUCACUACCAAGUUGUCGAGUCUAAGCAAGCACACAAAGCUGCGUACGCUAAUUUGUGACAAGUCUCUUGGGAAACAAGCUGCAGCUAUAAUGGACCAUUGGUGUAGUGAGCUUCAGCGUUUGCGUGUGAUUUUUUGGGCCUCUUCAAAUGAGUUGCCAGACAGUAUUGGCAACUUGAAGCAUCUUCGGUACCUUGAAAUCUCCAAGGCUUGUCCUUUCAAGAGUCCUUCAGCAUUUCGUUCCCUCUAUAAUCUGCAGAGGUUAUAUGCGGAGGAGUGCAACUUAAAAAGUUUGUCCGGUGGCUUCAGUAAGUUGAUAAGUUUACGGGGAUUUAAAUCACAAGGAUUUCAAUAUUAUGCAGGGUCUGAACAGAAGAUUGAUGCAACCAAUCAGUUCGAAAUGAAAAUAUUUAAGAAUUUGAACCAAUUUGAUGGACAUAUGAACAUAUGGAAUCUUGGUUCUAGUAGCAAUCAUGCAGCAGAUUUCAAACUAAAUGAUAAGAAGUAUCUUCGCAGACUGACACUGCAAUGGUCCAGGCCUUUUUUUCCUGUGAAGGGUGUAACAGAAGUGCUCCAAGUCCUACAACCUCCCACCAGUCUCAAAUCUUUGGUUCUCAAAGAUUAUCCAGAUGGGUCUCUCCCAAACUGGUUUCAGCCGCGUAUAAACCUAAAUGAGACGCCUGCUGUGCUAGUUGACAACAAUAAUGAUGAGAUUGGUACUUUGUCGGCCUUGGAAGAGCUAGCCAUUCUCCGGUGUCCUUAUCUACGAAGCGUCCAACAAUUUCUGCGUCCAGCUUAUGUGCCUGCGAUCAAGAAAUUAAGCAUUGUUGAUUGCAACGAGUUAGUAUCAUUGCCAACUGAAACCUUUGGGGAUUUUCAUUCCCUUGAGAUAUUAGACCUGCAUGGCUGUCCAGAUAUCCGCUCAACAAGUUUGGUAGCGCACUCCCUCAAGAAGCUCUUAUUGGGAAGUUCUCGGAAUCUCACAGACAAUAUCCAGUGCUGCUCCCUCACCGAGUUCUACUUAUCAUGUGACUAUGUCACGACCAUCCAACCCCAAAUGUGGAAUCUUCCAGCUCUACAGAAGUUGCAUAUUAGUAACUGCAGAUCUCUUACAACUGUUGGACAAGGACAACCACCCAUUAGGGCAUUCGAAUCCCUUACAUUGCUAAUCAUUAACAAUUGUGAGAAUCUGACAAGCCUUGAUGGUCUCCUAGCAGAACAAUGUUUGCCUGCCAUUCGAAAGAUUGAUGUUAGGGAUUGUUGCAAGUUACAGUUCCUUUUUGGUGAAAGGCCUGGGAAUUUUCCUUCCCUUGAAGAUCUGUUGCUUCAUGAUUGCCCUAGUCUCAAAUGGCCAAGGGAAUUAGUGUUACCAUCAUCCCUAAAAAAGCUCUACUUAGUUCGAUGUGGCGACAUUUCCUCCUGGUUUUCAAGCUGCCUACAAAACCUCAAAUCUCUGGUUGAUCUGGUUUUGGUUGGAUGUCCAAGUAUAACAUCCAUUCCACUCGGCGCUUGCAGAAGUAAUCUCUUGUCACUUCGUGAUUUGAAAAUCUCGGAUUGUCCAGACCUCGUAUCAAUUGGUGGAGCAAAGGCAGUUGUAAAAAUAAAGUAUGUGUGCAUUUAUAAUUGCCCAAAGAUGGAGCAUCAACCUGCGCGCAGAGGCACAUUUUUUGGGAAAGGCAGAUUUAGAAAUUAUCAUUCACCUUCCUGUUCAUUUCCGACUCAGUUGUGAGGAGAGGCUGCUUCCGCUAAUCUUAUAAGAGAACGGGGUCUCUCUUUUCACAUGAUGCAGCUUACCAUCGAGUGAGAGUUAAACUCGCAUCAAGGCCAGUGAGAAGAGAGAAAAAAACAUCUGUCCAAUCCAAACUUAUGGUGAUAACUACCAGUUCCGGCAGAAGGCGCCUCUACAGCCAUUCAUAACGUCUCGAUGUCUUCGAAGCGAGUUUACUUGUUCUUCGCAAUGUGUGGUACAGACGCCAUCUAGUAAUUUGUAUUGCAUUUCUUUGCGUAUUCCAGAUACUAUUUUUUCUUCUCUGUUUGAAACAAGUGAGGGUAAAACAUGUACUGCGCUGCUGUAGCAUUUACGGUCUGUUUUUGUCGUUUGUUUUUGGCCGGUUGAUUUUAUAAGAUUUGAAUCCAAACUCCAUCAACGGACUUAA
Messenger RNA from Triticum urartu, 4363 nucleotides. RefSeq names its product disease resistance protein RGA2. Gene Ontology annotation, molecular function: ADP binding. The record is from RefSeq and is a predicted model, not a curated record. Lineage: Eukaryota; Viridiplantae; Streptophyta; Magnoliopsida; Poales; Poaceae.